AUGUUAUUAGAGCGCGAUCCUGAUUCAGAGAAGUCAGGAUACACUGCCAACUCUUAUUUGGCAGUACUUCAUGAGCAGAUGCCUCGACUGUACGAACCAGGGCGCAAAUUCAUGCAAGAUAAUGCCCGAAUCCAUACUGCAAAGAAGAUUAUCAAUUGGCUUCAAGAGGAGGGCAUAGAAUUGAUGGAAUGGCCAGCCUAUAGUCCUGAUCUCAACCUAAUUGAACACCUCUGGGCGCAACUCAAGCAAUGGAUCAAUGAUCACCAUCCAGAGCUAAUUAAUAUGGGCAAAUCGGAGGAGGAUUAUCAACGUCUGUUCAGAGCAAUUUAUGAGGGUUGGGAUGCUAUAGGAGAAGAAGCUGUGGCCAAUCUCAUCAAGAGUAUGGAUAGUCGAGUGAAUGCGGUCAUUGCGGCUAAAGGAUGGUACACCAGAUUCUGA
Molecule: messenger RNA, 438 nt
Organism: Endocarpon pusillum Z07020
Lineage: Eukaryota; Fungi; Ascomycota; Eurotiomycetes; Verrucariales; Verrucariaceae
Exons: 1
Coding region: 1-438 (145 amino acids)
Molecular function (GO): nucleic acid binding
Source: RefSeq, a predicted model, not a curated record